AACAUAGUAAGCAGAGGCAAGAGAGAGAGAGGAGAGAAAAGAGAAAGAUAGAGAAAUGAUGAGAGUUGUGUUACCGCUAUGCCUGCUUCUUGCUUCCAUGUUUGCAAGAGGUUCUGAAGCAGCCGUGUCUUGCAACGCGGUACAGGCCGACCUUUACCCGUGCCUUGCGUACGUGGUGCAGGGAGGAAACAUUCCGCAAAGCUGUUGCAGGGGCAUCAGGAUGCUCAAGCAACAGGCAAAGAGCGCAUCAGACAGGCAAGUUGUGUGUCGCUGCAUCAAGUCUGCGGUGGGAAGAGUGUCUUACUCGCCAACCUAUCUCAAGAAUGCUGCCACUUUGCCAGGCAAGUGCGGUGUCAAACUUCCAUACAAGAUCGACCCUUCCACCAACUGCAACAGCAUUAAAUGAGAGAAAGAAGCUACGGCAAAGACCAAGAAUAAAGGACAUUGUGUUUCGUCUAAUGUAACCGGAGUUUAGUGCUUUUCAGCUUCCUACUAAUAUAUGUUGAACAAGCAGUGCUCCAAUAUAUCAAAUAUAAUCUUUAGUCUACA
Messenger RNA from Arabidopsis arenosa, 549 nucleotides. The record is from the annotation of a GenBank genome assembly. NCBI's taxonomy places the organism in Eukaryota, Viridiplantae, Streptophyta, Magnoliopsida, Brassicales, Brassicaceae.